Colius striatus (speckled mousebird) is the source of this 2439-nucleotide messenger RNA. RefSeq names its product UBX domain protein 10 (gene UBXN10). The transcript has 2 exons. Gene Ontology annotation, molecular function: protein binding. Bases 131 to 1006 code for a protein of 291 amino acids. Lineage: Eukaryota; Metazoa; Chordata; Aves; Coliiformes; Coliidae. The record is from RefSeq and is a predicted model, not a curated record.
UAAUGGAGAGGAAAGUGGAAGUCACUUCAUGAGCUGAAGCCAGUGAGUGUAGCAAGGUCAUUCAGGCACAUGUCACCUUUUAACUUGCUCAGUCACAUUUUGAUUUGAAGGCCUGGUGCCUGGAGAAGCAAUGGCCACAGUGACUCUCCUGAACUUAGCACCAUCUCACUUGUACUUCCCUUCAAGCACAGCCAGCGCUUUCUUGUGGAGAAGCACCAUCAACAUGCACGUCACCAGGCCAAAAUCUGCCAAGGGACGCACCAGGCCACGCUGCAAUUACUCUCAGGGUGUGGAGGCCUGUCCUUGCAGAGCACCACCUUCCCCAGCAGCAGCAGCAGCAUCUCACCAAGCACCCAACAGCCACAGAGGAUUGGCCACAAAGCCGGCAUUCCCAGCCAGCCGGGUGUCUCCUGAGGAGAUCUCAGAGCUCCUGAGGCAAGUGCCUUUGAGAACCUCCUCCUCCUCCCUCAACAAGUACAGGGUGCUCCCCUCCAUUGGCCAGAAAGGCACCGUGGAAGCCGUGGCUGAGCAGAUUGACCAGCUGAAAGUGAGUGAGGAGCAGGAGGAAGCGCCGACAAGCAAAACCCUUCCUGGAGACCAAGGAUCUAGCAGUGUGUUGUCAGAAAGUGAUGUCCCCAGUGAGCAGAGAUCACACAUUCAGUGUCCUCCUGAGAAGCCAGGGAGGAAAAUGAGACAAGAGAGCCCUUCAAUGUCAACUUUAAGGUUGCAAGAGCUGCCGAAGGAAGAGUCGCUCUUGCUGCUCGCUGUUCGCUCUCCCUCUGGUCAGAGGUUUGAACAUCAUUUCAAGCCCACCGACAGUCUCCAGACAGUCCUUGCUGUGGCAGAACAGAAAACAGCAGCCAAAUACAAGUGCUGCAGCCUGGAAACGGUGGAGGUGCCCCGUCGGAGUUUCAGUGACCUCACGAGGUCCCUGCAGGAGUGUGGCAUCCUGCACAAGUCCCUGGUGUGCAUCCGAUGGAAGGAGCAGCACGGUGCAGAUCUUUAGGUGCACAGAGAUGUUCUGCCCAGUAGAAUGCAGGACUGCUUCCAAAAAAACCAGGCAGUCUGAUGUUUCCUGGGCCUCCUUCUUCAUCUUGCCAUCUUCCAAAAGCUCCCCUUGAAGCAGACUUGUCUAUGUGUGAUGAAUGUUGUGUUUCCAGUGUGUACCUGCUACCUAAAUGGAUUUCUUCCCAUGUGCCAUCUCCAGUUGCUUGCUGAGCACCCAUCAGCUUUUGGCUUUCUUGGUUCUCUGAAAUUGCUGAUGUUCUUUCAAGGCUGAUGUUUCUGAGGCCUUUCCCCUGUAUUUUGGGAAGGUGCCACUUCCCAGAGUGCAUCCAAAUGCAGAGGCACCUAUUUGGGAAGGCAGAAAUGAAACUGAUUUCCUCUGCAGGACCAUCCUUGGUAGGUUAUCACCCUCCUAAACAUCUUCUUGAGAGUGACUGAAAGGGGGAAUCAGAAACCAUCUGGAAAUAACCAUAAGAACACAUGAGUGGCUUACUGAGAAGCAUGACAUUGCAAGACUGAUGGUAAUACACCUGUGAGGACUCAGCUCUUUCUGGAUAACCCAAGUGCAGCUUUAAGAGUGUGGCCACAUCAUCUUUUUAAGAACAAGUGGUUAUUGUUUUGACUGUAUUGGGGAGCAGCAGGAUACUCAGCUCAUGUGAUCCAUAGGUAAGAAGAGAGAGGUAGUUAGGAUGGGAUGUUACCAAAUUGUGUUUUAAGUCCUCCCAUGUAACACUUUUACCCUGAAAUGAGUUAGUCAAAAAAACCCACUGCUGCUUUGAGACUUUUUAAAGUCAGAGGAAAUGGAUUUGACUGAGGAAUUGCUUCAGGCAGCAGACUGUGUUUUACUAAACCAUCAUUUAAAAAGGCUCCUAGCUUCACUUGGCAGCUUUUAGAGAAAUACACUGUGCUUGUGCUAAAAAAAGGAAAAGAGAUAUUCUGGAUUCCUAAUGGAAAUUCUUAUGGUUCAAUCUGCUGGAAAAACAGACCACUUGCCACACAAACUGGGUUUAAUAUUUUGAGGUAAACCCAACUGGUUUUUGACCUGAAUGUAACUGUCAACCCAGCUCUGAGAAUAGUAGUGGGAGAAAGCUGAAAGAGCACAGCAUCUCCUUCUGACACAGGUCAGGAUCCAGUGGCUUUAUAGAAAUGGUACCUGCCAAGUGUUACGUGUGGCUGUGGGUGAUGGUAAUGGGAAAGGCACAAUCCCAGUGUCUUUGGGAGACCAGGAUAUUGAAACAUAAGAGGUAUUUUUCAUCAACCCUCAGUGAGGAGCAAAGUAUUUCAUGUGGUUUUGGGAGCAGGGACUGUUUUGUGUGUCCUGUUCAGCAUUAGGGGGUUAAUUCCCCUGUUCUGUGCACGCUGUGUUAGUUCCAGGUUGCAGAGUGCUUUCAUGCUGUGUGGUAGUACAAUCAAUAAAACCUUUUAGGCUGUAAA